AUGUCCGUGCUACCCCCAGAGGUGCACACUGCGCUGGAGCAGUUGCUGGGAGGGCUGCAGUCUACAGACAACAGUGUGAGGAGUACGGCCGAGGAGCAGCUAAAUACAGAAUGGGUGCAGAAGCGACCGGAUAUGCUGUUGGUGGGGCUGGGCGAGCAGAUGCACGGGGCUGUCGACGAUGGGACUCGCUCGUUCGCCGCCGUGCUGUUCAGGCGGAUAGCGACAAGAACAGGCAAGGACCCGGCGACCGGUGAAAACAAGGAAACAUUCCUGCAUCUCAGUCACGCGCCUCGAACAGAGAUCAGGUCGAAACUCCUCAUAAGCCAUGCCAACGAGCAGAAGGCGCCGGUACGGAACAAGAUCGCGGACGCGGUGGCCGAGAUUGCGAGGCAGUACACGGACGAGACGGUCCUUAACCCAGACGGCACACGAGAUACCUGGCCCGACUUGCUCCAGGCGCUGUUCGCCGCAAGCCAGUCGCCAGACGCUGCGAUGCGAGAAUCGGCGUUCAGGAUAUUGGAGACAACACCUGGCAUCAUCGAGAGGCAGCACGAGACUGUCGCGUACGGUGUGUUCGAGAAGGGCAUCAAGGACGACAGCCCGGACGUGCGGAUGGCAACAAUGGCUGCGUUCGCGUCCUUCUUUGGCUCCUUGACCAAGAAGUCGCAACCAAAGUAUUACGCCCUGAUUCCAGACAUCCUUAACACUCUAGUCCCUCUGAAGGAAUCACAGAACUCAGAGCUACUAUCAAAGGCGCUACUAGCUAUCAUCGAGCUGGCAGAAGUGGCAUCGAAGAUGUUCAAGGGUGUCUUCUCCCAGCUUGUCACACUAUGCAUCAGCAUGAUUCAGGACAAGGAGCUGGAGGACCAAGCACGGCAGAACGCGCUGGAACUGAUGGCGACUUUUGCGGACUACAACCCGACCAUGUGCAAGAAGGACCCUGGCUAUACUAAUGAUAUGGUCACGCAGUGUCUUUCGCUCAUGACAGAUGUGGGAGCAGACGAUGACGAUGCCGAGGAGUGGAAUGCUCAAGAAGAUAUGGACUUCGACGAGAGUGAUUCGAAUCAUGUUGCCGGCGAGCAGACGAUGGAUAGGCUGGCGAAUAAGCUGGGCGGAUCUAUCAUCCUUCCGCCUACCUUUACGUGGCUCCCGAGGAUGAUUGCAUCCGGGUCGUGGCGCGAUAGACAUGCAGCAUUGAUGGCCAUCUCCGCGAUUUCAGAAGGCUGCCAGGAACUGAUGGAGGGUGAGCUCGACAAGGUCCUAGAUUUGGUGGUGCCAGCUCUCCGCGAAGCUCAUCCUCGUGUGCGAUGGGCUGGAUGCAAUGCGCUUGGACAAAUGAGCACGGACUUCAAGGGCACGAUGCAGACGAAAUACCAUCAGAUCGUCCUACCUGCGCUCAUACCGGUUCUUGCCGCACCAGAGCCACGAGUGCAGUCUCACGCUGCAGCAGCACUGGUCAACUUCUGCGAAGAAGCCGAGAAGGAGAUUCUUGAACCGUACCUUGACACUCUGCUCGAGCAUCUGAUGCAGCUUCUGCAGAACCCGAAGCGAUUUGUGCAGGAGCAGGCUCUCAGCACGAUUGCAACAGUCGCAGAUUCAGCAGAGAGCACUUUCGGGAAGUGGUACGGCCAGCUUAUGCCGCUCUUAUUCAACGUGCUCCAGCAGCCAAACGAGCGAGACCUGAGAUUGCUGCGAGCUAAGGCCAUGGAGUGCGCGACGCUCAUCGCACUUGCGGUGGGCAAGGAGAAGAUGGGCCAAGACGCACUCACGCUUGUGCAGACUCUGGGUAGUGUCCAAUCUACCAUUGUUGAUGACGAUGAUCCGCAAGAGAGCUACUUGCUGCACUGCUGGGGCAGGAUGUGCAGGGUACUCGGCCAAGACUUCGUUCCUUACUUACCUGCCGUCAUGCCGCCUUUGAUGAAGCUGGCGCAGGCCAAGGCCGACAUCCAACUACUCGACAACGAAGAGAACGUCGCGCAGAUCGAGGCAGAAGAAGGCUGGGAGCUCGUACCGCUCAAGGGCAAGUACAUCGGCAUCAAGACCAGCACUCUCGAUGACAAAUUCAUGGCUGUGGAGCUCAUCACUGUCUACGCUCAAAACCUCGAGGCUGGCUUUGCCGACUACGUGGAGGAGAUCAUGGACAAGGUUGCACUUCCUGGUCUGGCCUUCUUCUUCCACGAUCCGGUGCGGGUCGCCUCUGCAAAGGCCGUUCCACAGCUCCUCAACUCUUCGAAAAUGCGACAUGGCCUGAACUCGCCGCAGUACAUGCAGCUCUGGCAGAGCACUAUCGGCAAAGUGCUGGAAGUGCUAGAAACCGAGCCAGCGAUCGAGACACUCGCGGAGAUGUACCAAUGCUUCUACGAGUCUGUUGAAGUUUCCGGCAAGGACAGCCUAUCGAACGAGCAUAUGACGACCUUCAUCACCUCCGCGGAAAGCGUGCUCAAAGACUACCAGACCCGCGUGAAAGAACGCCUGGACAACGCCCAGGAGCGCGAAGACGGCGAGGAAGCAGGCGAAGAGGAAGAGUUCGCCAUCGAAGACGACCAGACCCUGCUCUCCGACAUGAACAAAGCCUUCCACACCAUCUUCAAGCAGCAAGGCCAGUCCUUCCUGCCCCACUGGGAGCGCCUCCUCAGCUACUACGACCUCUUCAUCACCAACCCGGACCCCACGCAGCGCCAAUGGGCCCUCUGCAUCUUCGACGACGUCCUCGAGUUCUGCGGCCCAACGUCCUGGAACUACCAAGGCCACAUCGUCCAGCCCCUCAUCGACGGCAUGCGCGACGACGCCCCUGCGAACCGCCAAGCGGCUUGCUAUGGUGUGGGCGUCGCUGCGCAGAAGGGUGGUGAAGCGUGGGGGGAGUUUGCGAAUCACAGCUUACCGAUUCUGUUCCAAGUCACGCAGCGCCCGAACGCGCGGAGCGAGGACGAUGCGUUUGCGACGGAGAACGCGUGCGCGAGUAUUGCGAAGAUUCUGCAUUUCAAUGGCGGGAAGGUGCAGAAUGUGCAGGACGUGAUUGCGGCAUGGAUCGAUACGCUGCCGGUCGUCAACGACGAAGAAGCGGCGCCGUAUGCGUAUGCGUUCAUGGGGCAGUUGAUUCAGGACCCCUCUCUUACCCGCGAGCGAAUGCUGACGUAUGAUGACAGCCAAAACUCCGCCGUCAUGAACAAAGCCGCCGCGUGCUUCACGUACGUCGCGCAAGCGCUGGAAGCCGAGACGCUGCAGGGCAAUAUGGCGCAGCAGACUGUUGGCGCGGCGAGGAGACUGGUCGAGAUGGCGGGGCUGGAUGCUAAUGCGUUGUUGGCGGGCUUGACGCCGGAUGCGCAGAGGACUGUAAGGGCGUUCUUCGGGUAG
Messenger RNA from Saxophila tyrrhenica, 3354 nucleotides. It is a transcript of the gene PSE1, whose product is annotated as importin subunit beta-3. Gene Ontology annotation, biological process: protein import into nucleus. The record is from RefSeq and is a predicted model, not a curated record. The transcript has 3 exons. NCBI's taxonomy places the organism in Eukaryota, Fungi, Ascomycota, Dothideomycetes, Mycosphaerellales, Extremaceae. The coding region runs from base 1 to 3354 and encodes 1117 amino acids. Gene Ontology annotation, cellular component: cytoplasm; nucleus. Gene Ontology annotation, molecular function: nuclear import signal receptor activity.